Messenger RNA from Austrofundulus limnaeus, 2180 nucleotides. RefSeq names its product protein O-fucosyltransferase 2 (gene pofut2). NCBI's taxonomy places the organism in Eukaryota, Metazoa, Chordata, Actinopteri, Cyprinodontiformes, Rivulidae. Gene Ontology annotation, biological process: protein O-linked glycosylation via fucose. The transcript has 9 exons. Bases 18 to 1346 code for a protein of 442 amino acids. Gene Ontology annotation, molecular function: peptide-O-fucosyltransferase activity. The record is from RefSeq and is a predicted model, not a curated record.
GGCUAAAGAGAGGAAAUAUGGCGUGCAAUGUAAUAGUGAGGUAUCUUGCGACAGCCUCUCCGUUUAGCACUUUCAUUGUGUCUAUUCUCGUGGCUUUUGCAGCUGUAGAAAGAGUAAAAUGUGACAGUGUGUUCAGUGCGAGCCAGACGGCUUCAGUGUCCGUCGCUGCUGCCAAAGAGCUGCGGUACCUUUUAUAUGAUGUAAACCCUCCAGAGGGAUUUAAUCUUCGGAGAGAUGUCUAUAUCCGCAUGGCUUCCAUGGUAAAAACUCUGAGGAAAGAUGGGGAUGACUGGGUAUUGGUUCUUCCCCCAUGGGGUCGCCUCUAUCACUGGCAAAGUCCAGACUUGCACCAAACCCGUAUCCCGUGGGGAGAGUUUUUCAGCCUCACCAGCCUGCAGGCCAAUGUGCCUGUCAUUGAGUAUGAGGAAUUUAUUGCAGAAAAUGGAGGGCCAUUUAUUGACCAAGUUCUGGUCCUGCAGAAUUAUGCUGAGGGAUGGACUGAUGGGCAAUGGGAAGAAAAAGUUGAUGAGAGGCCAUGCAUUGAGAAGUUAAUGUACUCCAAAGAUAAACAGGGCUACUACAGAGGCUGGUUUUGGGGCUAUGAGGAAACAAGAGCUCGGAAUGUAACAUGCAUAUCAGCUCAAGGUCAUGCUUCAAUCAUGGCUCCCGUUCUUCAGAAAAACUUCUCAGCAACAUCAGUUAUGCUUGAUCGCGCAGAGACACUCCUCCAUGAUCACUAUGCUGGGAAGGAUUACUGGGAUACUCGACGCAGCAUGGUUUUUGCCAAGCACUUACGACUCAUAGGUGAUGAUUUCAGAGCAAAAUACCUGAACUCUACAGACGACAGAGAUCAUACAAUAUAUAAUGAAGACUGGACUCGCAUGAAAGCUAAACCUGGCUCAGCCAAAGGUGGUCCAUACGUAGGGGUGCAUCUGCGCCGGAAGGAUUUUAUCUGGGGUCACAGAGACGAUGUCCCCAGCCUCAAGGGAGCAGUGAAAAAAAUCCGAAGCUUGAUGAAGAAACACAAACUGGACACUGUGUUUAUUGCAACUGAUGCAGAUGGGGACGAACUAAAGGAGCUGAAAAGMUUGUUGCCUGACAUGAUUCGGUUUGAAACAUCCCAAGAGGACUUGGAGCUGCUUAAAGAUGGAGGAGUGGCCAUUAUUGACCAGUGGAUCUGCGCUCAUGCAAGAUUCUUCAUCGGAACAUCAGUGUCCACCUUCUCUUUCCGGAUCCACGAGGAGAGAGAAAUCCUGGGUUUUGAUCCUAAAACUACGUACAACCGUUUCUGUGGAGACUCUGAGAAACAAUGUGAACAGCCCACGCACUGGAAAAUCGUUUACUGAUGUUACUGCAGACUUUCCUGACACUCAAGUGCCAAAAACAGUGUUAAAAGUGAUAUUUGGUGUGUGAUAUACAGUUUGUUUGUUUUUUAUAUAAAAUAUGUUCUCCCCAUUGUUAUUUCAGUGUUUUUAAUCAGAUGGAUUCUGUGGCUGAACUAUUUGCUUAAAAGACCCAAGUGUGUAUUACUGCAAAGUUGAACAAUUAAAUCUACAUAUAUUUAUAGACUGGAUGAUUUCUGUGUUUCAGUUUCAUUAGAAAUGUGUAUUUUACACAUUUGGUUUUGUAUUUUUUUAAACUGCUAAAAUGACUGAUAAUAUUUUGUGGCUGUGUUCUUAGUUUGCGUUUUACARUAUUUAACAAUUCACUGUUCAGAGCAUCUAAAAACUUGCUGUUAUUUUGUAGAAAAAACAUCUGGAUUAUAAAAGAACAGCAUAAAACAUUCAGGUCUGUUGAAGUGUACAAAUUCACAAUCAAAUGUUUUAUUUUUAUUUUUUUGGAUUUUAGUGAAAUUAAGCUUAGUGUUGGGCUCGUGAGCUCCAAAAAUAUAAUACUUUUUGUAUGUUUAAUAUGAAUAUUUUUCUUUUGAUUAAAAAAAAAGAGCAUUUACACAACAAAACAGUCAUUAUUUCAGUGGCAGGGGCUAAAAGAACAAAAUAAGUUUUGUCAGUUUUCACGUUUUAAAUUGCCAAAAUAAAGGAUAACACCGUUAUUUGUUUUGUGGACAAACAAAUAAUUUGGCUGUACGUAUCUUCUGGCCUCAUUGUGAUCUUUGGAAUAACUUUAAAUGAAAUGGGUUUAAAACAUUUUUGGUAAUAAAAUUUUGUUCUUUGUAUUUA